GCUUGUUUCUGUGGGACUCGAUCCUGACGUCGUUGGGGACAGUUAUUGUAACUUAAAUUGGGUUUUAAGUUGCUAACGUAACUUACGUCAACAUUCGACCGUUGUUGCGGUUAAAAGCUAACGGUGGGCUUCAGAAACGGGAUUUAAUCGAGACAUUUCUAAAUGUUUACCCUAAACCGGCGAGUUUUAAAGGCCGUGCGAACAUUUUUAAUCACUUGGUUCCUGCACCAAUGCGCCAUCCAUAAGGUCGAGCAAGUUCUCCCGAGCUGACGGUUCUUGGUUAAAGACACAAUGCCGGCGGCUCCUGAUUUGAUCAACCUGGGCUUUCUGUCCGAUUCGGAACGAGAGCUCAUCCUGGAAGUGCUGCGACGGGAUCAGGAGCUGAGGAUGGUGGAAGACCAACGAGUGAGGAAGCUGAAGAAAGAGUUGCUGGAAGUCAAAAGGAAAGGGGCCAAACGUGGCAGUGGAAAUUACAGUGAGCGGAGCUGUGGCCGAUGCCAGGAGCCUCUGAGUCGUCUGCCGGUUUUCUCCAACCAGUGUAAAAUGUGCAAUCACUAUGUGUGCCGAAACUGCCAGACAUUCCUGUCCAAUGGAUCCUGGCUGUGCAGCGUGUGCACCCAAGAAAUGGAGGUGAAGAAGAGGACGAGUGAUUGGUUCUACGACCAAAAACUUAAUCGUUUCUCUAUGAAUCCUGGACAUGAUCUUGUGAGGGUCUCCCUGAAAAAGAGACCAGCAGUUAGGAAGCGUGAAACAACAGGAGAAAAGCUCUUGAGAAGUACUGAAGAACUGGCAGCUCCUCCUAAACCUGUGCCUCUGCCCAGACAGAAAAAUCUGCAUGUUAACACAGAUCAGUCAAGUGAUCAUUCAGGAUCUAUUGCUUCAAGGGAAUCUCUUGAACCAAAGGAUAAUGUUUCUACAAAGCCUCCCCACAGUGACACAGAGUCUGCAGAAAACGUCAGUAUCAUUAGCAGUAAAACUGAGACUGAAUCUGGCCGGGCCACUCCUGAGCAACUGAGAGCUCACAGCUCAGCUCCCUCCAGCCCAGCAGCAUCCAGUGCUUCCAGUCUGAUGGUGCCAGUUAAAGCAGACGUUGUUAUCACAGAAAGCGUCAGCUCAAGCACCAGCUCUGCUGUGGACGUGAAACCCCUCAAUGUGAGCUUAGACCUGGAAGUUGAACGACUCUUCAAGAAAAGCGUCAGACUGCCCCCAAAACCUACAGAAUGUUUAUCGACAUUUGACCUACGCGAUGGAUGUGACGAAUCCGCGGCCUCAAUGGGCAAGCGAAGCCGCUCAGUACCAGGCCUAGACGUGCAGGUACAGGAGGAUGAAGAGGAGGAAGAAGAUAUCGAUCGCUUGGUUAACUUUCAUAAAAUGUCGAUUGCUAUGAGUACCUCCAGUCUGCAGAGUUCAAAGAGCAUUAUGAGUAUUUACAGCGAAUCUGGAGACUUUGACAGCGUGGAGGUGAGCGGUGAUGUCAUCUUCUCUGUGAAAUACGAUGAACACACACAGAGCCUCCAUGUGUUCAUCAAGCAGUGCCAGGGUCUGGCCUACGGCGACGCAUCACGGCUGCUUACCAACCCUUAUGUGAAAUGUUAUCUGCUCCCACACAAAUCACGUCAGAGCAAGAGGAAAACCAGCGUAAAGAAAAACACCAUCAACCCAGUCUACAAUGAAACUAUAAAGUACUCCAUCAGCCGUUCUCAGCUGGUCACCCGCACCCUGCUGAUAUCAGUCUGGCAUAAUGGUCGCCUCAGCCGGAACGCCUUUCUGGGAGAGGUGGAAGUCCUUCUGGACUGCAAAGACCUCGAGUCAGGACGUGAGGAACAAAUGGCUCUCAUGGGAAAGAUGGGCUCUGCUGUACAAGCUUCACCGUUUGCUCAGUACAAGGGAGAGCUGGUGAUCUCACUGAAAUAUGUUACACCUAAAAAGACAACAGCAGAAAAAGUCAAAGGCAAAAUGGCGCCACCUGAAGAAGGUGGAGAACUGCAUGUCUUGAUUAAAGAAGCAAAGAACUUGAUGGCAAUGAAACCAGGAGGCACAUCUGACAGCUUUGUGAAAGGGCACUUGUUCCCAGCUAAGCCAAAGAGCACAAAGAGGAAGACUGCCAUAGUGAAGAAGAACCUGAAUCCCCAAUAUAACACCACGUUUGUGUAUAAAGAGCUGAGUCUGGAGCAGCUGAGAGGGAUGUGCCUGGAGCUGACUGUGUGGGACAGAGAGGCCAUGCUGAGCAAUGAGUUCCUGGGAGGAGUCUGCCUCAGCUCAGGAAAAGGCACUGUAAAAAUAGGAAAAGAAGAAGUGGAACCAGAAUCUGUCGGAGAGGAGAUCAAUCUGUGGCAGAAGAUGAUGCAGUACCCCGACUCUUGGGCAGAGGGCACUCUUCCACUGCGUUCCACAAUGGGAAAGACCAAAGCUAAAUGAGAACAGAACUGAGAAGCUGAAAAUGAUCUGAGAAGCUCUGGCUUCAGAGACAAACAUGAGUCUAUGGAUUCACUGCUUAGCCCAAAUUUAUCUGAGCAGAAGCUCUUCUGCUGCUAUAUUCACAGUCUGCUCACACCUCCCUACCUGUACUGGAUUCAGUUCAACCUGCCGACUCCUGAUUGGUGUUACUUUUGAAAAUGUGCCAAAGCUUAACACUAAGUCACUUUUCAAACUGAGACCAUGUCUUAUUACAAUUUAAAAACAUGCACAGCACAGAUGUGUCUUAAUUUUUCACACUUGUCUUUAUAAUAGUUUACAGAAGAACACUAUGAAGGAAAACAAUUCAUUAUAAACUGGUAAUAUGGAGAAUUCUGGGUUUGGAUAAAACUGUUAUACUAAAUGUGCACAACUGUGCUUUAAUACACUUAUAUUUAUACAAAUUCAAUUAAAGGUCUUAUUGAAGAAAUUAAAUGACUGUUUUAAAUGUUUGUUAAACUUUUGUGUUGGAGCAUUAUCAGUCACAUUAAACUCAAGGUUGCCUUGAAUAAUCUGUUGAGCCAAUAAAAGUUAAACCCAUCAUG
Messenger RNA from Girardinichthys multiradiatus, 2999 nucleotides. It is a transcript of the gene sytl4, whose product is annotated as synaptotagmin-like 4. Gene Ontology annotation, biological process: intracellular protein transport; exocytosis. Gene Ontology annotation, molecular function: neurexin family protein binding; small GTPase binding. The record is from RefSeq and is a predicted model, not a curated record. The transcript is spliced from 17 exons. NCBI's taxonomy places the organism in Eukaryota, Metazoa, Chordata, Actinopteri, Cyprinodontiformes, Goodeidae. The coding region runs from base 292 to 2418 and encodes 708 amino acids. Gene Ontology annotation, cellular component: plasma membrane; exocytic vesicle.